Molecule: messenger RNA, 1176 nt
Organism: Camellia sinensis
Lineage: Eukaryota; Viridiplantae; Streptophyta; Magnoliopsida; Ericales; Theaceae
Source: RefSeq, a predicted model, not a curated record
AUGGACUUCUGGCCGAGAGGUAUUGAGAAGGUGAAAAAGUUCAAUAUAGUUGUUGGCGAUUACUUUGGUGGCAUCCCUGACCCUCGUUAUUCGUUAUCAAAUAAGUUGGAUCUCCAAGGUCAAAACUUGAGUGACAUUGAAACGAGGUUUGAUUUGCUGUUGAAGAGAACUGAAAUUCUUAUUUUAACCGCAACUGCAGUAAGUUUGAAAAUUCUCUGUGAUUUGGUCGACGAAGAUGGUUUUGAAUGCUUAAUGAAAUUGACACUAGACUACUUGACUGAAUUGGAAUACCUCAUCAAUACAACAGAUGGGGUUCCCCAGAGUGCUUUUCCUGGUUGUGCAAAAAUGACAUCUAAAAUUGGUGGCUCUGUUGGUGGAGGGAACUGGAAGAAUGCACAUGGAAGUGCUCAUUAUGGGCGGAAUUUCUCUGUCAAAUGGUUAAAGGAAAUAAUAGCAAGCUCAGGCUCAUUUGUUGAAGAGGCUAAUGCUGCUGAUCUAAUACAGCGUAGACAGCGUUCUGAGUUUCAGUCAAGUGUGAAGGGGACCCUUUUUACAGCUAUAAAGGCAAACCCAGAUCUUGUUCCAUCCUUAUUGACUUUGGCGAUGAAUGAUGCUAUGACUUAUGAUAAGGCCACAAAAUCUGGUGGCCCAAAUGGAUCUGUACGUUUCAGCUCAGAGAUUAGCAGACCAGAGAAUAAGGGGCUCUCCGCCGCAAUGAAUUUAUUAGAGGAAGCAAAGAAGGAAAUAGAUUCAUAUUCCAAGGGUGGUCCUAUUUCAUUUGCUGAUCUCAUCCAAUUUGCAGGUUGCAUGUCAUACUUAUCACCAAGUUUGUCCUGUACACUACCUACAUGGCCAUUAACUUGCUCAGAUACUCUGGAAUCAGUCAUCGUAUUUAUGUGGAGUGUACUCUAUAAAUCAUUUGUUUUUACCAAUAUGUUCAUCAUCAAAUUUAUGGUAGAUGAAUAGACUAUAGUGUGUGCACAAUUGCACAUGGAGUCUCUGUGUAUUUAUGUGGAGUCUCUGUGUAUACACAUUUCAUAUGUGGUAUCCAUUAUGCUUUACCUCGCUUAACUCAAAUUAUCAAAUUUGCUACGAACACAGAAACUGGUCAAAGAAUUUACAUGAUUUGUUAAUGAGAUCCACUUUUGAAAAACUAUAUUCGGCCAUAUAUAUUUU